Mizuhopecten yessoensis (Yesso scallop) is the source of this 2701-nucleotide messenger RNA. Its product is annotated as sn1-specific diacylglycerol lipase beta-like. NCBI's taxonomy places the organism in Eukaryota, Metazoa, Mollusca, Bivalvia, Pectinida, Pectinidae. The transcript has 14 exons. Gene Ontology annotation, biological process: lipid metabolic process. The record is from RefSeq and is a predicted model, not a curated record. Bases 90 to 2363 code for a protein of 757 amino acids.
GCCGACAACGAAAAUACGGAAGUAUUAGUGGCGUAGAUAAGUGCUAACAUGAGAGCUAUUUAGUUCUUAAGAUAAAAUUAGACGGAAAAAUGCCUGGACUUAUUAUGUUUGGGCGCCGUUGGGGGAUAGGAAGUGACGAUUUUGUCUUUCCAGUUCUAGCUGAGAUCUUUUUGAGAUUAGCGUGGUUGAUUGCAAUGUCCAUUGUAUUCCACAUCCAUCAGAAUGAGCCUCAGAACUGUUCCGGUGGAACACUUUUGCAGGCCUACUUCAUUGGUGCACUAUUCCUUCUGUGUUUGACCAUAGUGCUGGACAUAAUUAUUGUAUAUACCAGCAUGCAGGGCUCCAUCAUGUACCCCUACCCUAGAAAGCGGAUGCCUCGACUACUAUAUGUGAAGAUAGGUGUUUCUGUGCCAGAGCUUGCCUGGAUUAUACUGGGAACUUACUGGUCGUUUGGGCUUGCCAGUGGCUGUGUGGCCAGUGUUGUAAUGACUGUGAAGGGAGCCGUUCUGUGUGGCUGGGCCAUUGCUUUUCUCCUCCUUAUAGGCCUUUUUGUUGUGUUUGACCCAUUGGGUGGUCUGCGUGCUAAGAGGUCACAGCUGGGAGUGUUGGAAAGCAGCACGCAGGAACAGAUGAUGACCACUGCCCAGCACACUGCAAUGAAGACAUGGGAAAGAAGAUGUAAGUUCCUGUGUUGCUGUGUAUCAUGUGAUGAUCGAAGUCAUGAUGCCUUCACAGAGAUUGCUAAACUUCUGACUGACUUUUUUCAGAAUGUGGAGCUGGACCUGGUGGCAACAGACAUUGCAGCAGGACUCAUACUGGUCAAUAGGGAGCAGGAUGUGUCACUGCUCACCGCCACGUCUGAGAGGUCCAAUGACAAUUAUGGUUCUCUGUCACUAGACAGGAAACCACAGUACUGCUCACUGACCACAGAGGGUCAGGUUUCGGAUACAUUGACCGCAGGCACAAGGAUCGCAGACACACAUGACCAUCCUAGCUCAGCAUCAUCUAGAGUCAGUAACAGUGUUCCUAACAGUGACAGGAGGCCACACCCCCAGGACUGGAUGACCAUUAAGAACAUGAGCCAUUACAUGAAGUAUGCCAUGGCCAGUUAUGGUUGGCCUCUGUUUGUGUUUGCGAAUCUGUCCCUGGGUCUCUGUAAACUGUGUGGUCAGUGCCGUUGUUCUUUUUUACAACAUUGUCCGUCGUGGGAUGACUGCUGUGGGAGUGGAAGUGCGUCGGUGCGUUGUGAAUAUGAUGACAUAAAUGGUGGUAAUCAGAGCCAGUGUUGUGCCUGUGCCAGAGACAGUGGGGAGGUUCACUAUGACAACUGCUGCCAGUGUCACACUGCAGCGAUAAGGAAGUGGACAGACGUGGAUGAUGCUGACCUCCUUUAUGUUAGCUUUUAUAACAAGAUUUAUGCCAUUCCAUUUUUUGUGGCUAUAGACAGAAAGGAAAAGGCUGUUGUUGUGUCUAUUCGGGGAACAUUAUCCUUGAAAGAUGCCCUGACUGAUCUGUCAGCAGACUGUGUAUGUAUAGACCAGGAUGAGUGUGCUGACUGGAAAUGUCACAAAGGUAUCUACCAGGCCGCCUGCUAUAUCAGGGAUGAACUACAGAAUAGACAGAUACUGGAGAAAGCCUUCCAGCAAAACCAGGGUGCGAGAUUGGUGGUCACUGGUCACAGUUUAGGGGCUGGAGCAGCCGCCCUACUGGCUAUUCUGCUCAAACCUCACUUCCCAGACCUUAUUUGCUUUACAUUCUCUCCACCGGGGGGACUCCUCAGCCACAAGGCCAGCUCUUGUUGCUCUGAUUAUGUGUGUUCUGUGGUGUUGGGACGGGAUCUGGUACCCAGGCUUGGUAUUUGCUCGAUGGAACAUCUCAAAACAAGUAUACUGACAGCCAUACGUCGCUGUGAUAGACCAAAGUAUCAGGUGAUAGCCAGUGGGAUGUGGCAGGCUGUAUGUACUCUAUGCCCAGGAGACAGUGCCAACUCAUGUGGGUGUCGAAUUGAUCCACCUCUCCUUUCUGACCAGGGAUCCUCUGUAUAUGUUACCGGACAAAGGAAUGUAGAGGAAGCCAUGGAGAGUGCCAUUAUGCAGAGUGAACAGUGUAGGAUCACGUACCCGACCAUGUAUCCUCCUGGCCAGGUCCUCCAUAUUGUGGAGGUAGAUUCAGACAAGUCAUGCUGUGCGUCACCUACAUACUUCGCUGAGUGGAAAACGCCUGAAGAUUUCCAGGAAAUCUUGGUUAGUCCAGACAUGCUGACCGAUCAUCUUCCGGAUAAUGUGUGGAAGGCACUUGUCCAGUUGGAGGACAAACAUUUCAACCCUAAACAUCGUCGCUCGACUUCAAGUAUAGCUACAUGACAGUACUUCUUGUUCUAUAUGACUAUUCAUAAUACUGUCAUUAACAAACAGGCAUUUCCAAAUCCUAUUUCAUAUACCAUGUGCCUCUAAUUUAUAUUUUUUGUAUAUCUUAUAUAAAUGACUAGUUAUUAAUGAAACGUUUGAUAAGCUGAGUAUAAUAUUUUUAAUUUUUAUGAUAAAUGCCUGUUAGAAAUCUAUGAUGACAGACCCCUGUUAGAAGCCUAUGAUGACAGACUCCUGUUAGAAGCAUAUGAUGACAGACCCCUGUUUGAAGUCUAUGAUGACAAACCCCUGUUAGAAGUCUAUGAUGACACACUCCUGUUAGAAGUCUAUGAUGA